ACACGUUCAGUUCACUUCUCGAUCACUUCCGACAUACAUCGCUCUCGAUAUAUCCAAGUUAAUUCGUUGAAAUAAAUAAUUAUCAUCAUUAAAUAUUUUUAUACAUAUUUGUUAAUUGAAAGUUAAAAACUGAAAACGGUUUUAAGGAUUUUUAUUUGAAUAAAAAAAUGGCAACGUAUCAAAAUGGACGUAAGAAUAAACCCUUAGAUAUUGUUAUAGUAGGAGGAGGAUUGGUCGGAUCAUUGGAAGCUUUGUAUUUGGCCAAGAGGGGUCAUCGCGUACGGCUGUACGAGUAUCGUGAAGACAUACGAAAUACCCCAACUGCUAGAGGGAGGUCUAUUAACUUGGCAUUAUCAGUCCGCGGUAGGAAGGCGCUGCGAGGAGUAGGUUUGGAGCAGCAAAUGGUACAAGAACACGGCAUACCUAUGGUCGGUCGGUAUAUACACAGGCUCGAUGGCUCCACGUAUAUCAUACCUUAUGAUUCAAGGACUAAUCAGUGUAUUUACUCUGUUGGUCGGAACUUCUUGAACUCCCUACUAUUAAAAGAAUCGGAGAAAUAUAAAAAUGUAGAGAAACACUUUAAUCAUAAAUUAAUCAACGCAAAUCUACAAAAAGGUUUUCUUACAUUUCAAAAAACACAGACUAAUGAAACAGUAGAAGUGAAUGCAGAUUUAAUAAUAGGCUCGGACGGUGCAUAUUCCGCAGUACGUAAAGCAAUGAUGAAGGAACCUCUAUUCGAUUACAGUCAAAAGUAUAUCGAACACGGUUAUAUGGAAUUAUGCAUACCACCCGGAGAUGACGGCGAGUUUCAGAUGCCUUCUCAGUAUUUACAUAUUUGGCCAAGAGGAAACUUCAUGUUGAUUGCUUUACCAAAUCAAGAUCGUACUUGGACUGUCACACUCUUCAUGCCGUUUGCGAAGUUCAAUGAAAUCGACACUGAAGAGAAACUUUUGAAUUUCUUUGGGAAAUAUUUCUCUGAUGCAAUACCAUUGAUUGGGAAGAAAAAAUUAAUAGAAGACUUCUUCUCUGGAUCCGCAUUACCAUUAGUUUCAGUAAAGUGUCGACCAUAUCAUGUCAAUGACAAAGCUCUUCUGAUCGGCGACGCCGCGCAUGCUGUCGUACCAUUCUACGGUCAAGGAAUGAAUUGUGGAUUCGAGGACUGUACUAUACUCGACGAGUUAUUCCAAAAAUACAAUGAUAACCUCAAAAAUAUCCUUAACGAAUUCUCCGCUACAAGAUGGGUAGACGUGUUUGCUAUAAGUGAUUUAGCUAUGUAUAAUUACGUGGAGAUGAGAGAUUUGGUUACUCGACCUUCAUAUCUGUUCCGUAAAUCAAUUGAUGAUUUUCUAUUUUGGCUGAUACCAAAUUUAUGGGUCCCAUUGUAUAAUUCGGUAUCGUUCACAAAUAUGCCAUACAGUCAAUGCGUGAAAAACCGAAAGUUUCAAGACAAGAUUUUCAAAAUGCUUAUCGCAAUUCUGGGACUCCUGACGUUUGCUGGAAUUUUCUAUUUAUCAUUGUUAUAAAAUUGAAACAUAAAUAAAGAAAUACAUCAA
Messenger RNA from Papilio polytes (common Mormon), 1553 nucleotides. It is a transcript of the gene cn, whose product is annotated as kynurenine 3-monooxygenase. The transcript has 10 exons. Gene Ontology annotation, cellular component: mitochondrial outer membrane. Gene Ontology annotation, molecular function: kynurenine 3-monooxygenase activity; FAD binding; NAD(P)H oxidase H2O2-forming activity. The record is from RefSeq and is a predicted model, not a curated record. Gene Ontology annotation, biological process: NAD+ metabolic process; quinolinate biosynthetic process; L-tryptophan catabolic process. Lineage: Eukaryota; Metazoa; Arthropoda; Insecta; Lepidoptera; Papilionidae. Bases 168 to 1523 code for a protein of 451 amino acids.